GAUUUCCGCGUCGAGUGGGGACGGCGCGAUGUGUUGUCGCUUUAGUUCUCCAUAUAGGCCAUGUCCGGCUGCAUACCCCAUCAUCGGCUGCAAGUGUGCAUGAUCUGUGCCUUGUUCUUUGUGAUCUGUCAGUUUGUGUUUCUCAUAGUUUUCCUGCGGAAUGGGGUCCUCGAGGAUACCAUCACUGGCAGACUGCUACUACAUCGAGGUACUGGCAAAGAGAAUCGUCUGUUCGGAUGGCGAGAGUUCAUUUCGCACACACACGAACAACCGGGGGCGAAUUACCAGUACAAUCUCCAGCUGAGUGAUACAGUGGGUGCAAUACGAAGCCUGCCCAGGACUCGACACGAAAGCUGUGAUUCCAAACGCACCUACAACCUGCCACACUCCUCUCGUGCCAAAGUGAGCGUGGUAAUCAGCUUCUACAACGAAGCCCGUUCCAUGCUUCUGAGAACGAUCAUAUCCCUAGUUAGCCGCACGCCGGAGGACUAUCUGCACGAGCUUAUCCUCAUAGAUGAUGCCAGUCAGGAUGUUUCUCUGCUGGAGGAGCUCCAGAAGCUGAUGGAAAAAAUGUAUGCCACCCGGGGUCGCCUGACGUUCAUAUUCCUUCGUAAUUUGCAGCGCCAGGGCAUGAUUUGGUCCCGCAAUAGGGGAGCCGAGGCGGCCAGCGGCCAUUACCUCCUCUUUCUGGACAGUCAUUGCGAGGUCAACGAGGACUGGCUGGAGCCUCUGCUGGGUCGACUGUCGCUGAACGCAACGCUGGCGGUCAGCCCGUUGCUUGACCACAUUGACCCCGCGACCUUGAGCUACAGAAGUGGCAACGACAUGGUCAAGGGUGGUUUCGACUGGAACCUGCAUUUCCACUGGCUGAGGCGCGAGCUGUCCGCGAAGGAGGCCCCAGAGCAGCCGUUCAAGAGUCCAGCCUUUUCCGGGGGCGUGCUGAUGAUCUCACGCGACUGGUUCCUUAAGCUGCGGUGCUUCAACCCAAACUUGAAGAUCUGGGGCGGCGAAUCCAUCGAGCUGGCCAUUAAAUUGUGGCUUUGCGGUGGACAAAUUGAGAUCGUGCCCUGCAGUCGAAUCGGACACAUCUUUCGCCCUCGACAUGCCUUCGACUUCCCGCCGCAGUUUAACCACGAAUCGAGCACCGCCCAUGCCACCUAUCUACACAAUUCAAAAAUCAUAGCCGACUCCUGGCUGGACGAGUACAAAAAUAUGUUCUACGUACUCAAGCCGGCGGCCAGGCAGAUUCCAUUGUUUCACACCAACCAGGACGAGGACUUGCUCCGACAGCUGAAGCUGGAGCUCCGGUGUCAUCGCUUCGAUUGGUAUCUGCGGCAUGUGAGCCCCGAACUAAAGGCGCACUUUAACGAGCUCUCGGCGAUGGGCACUCUGAAGAAUGGCUAUCGCUGUCUGCAUGCCAGACGCACGGACAAUGUGUCCCAGCUGGAAGUGAUCCUGGACAGCUGCUACCUCAACGACAUCACUCAGUGGAGACUCCUUCGCAAAAGCGGACAGCUGAGCACUGCAACGGAACGAUGCCUCGGAGUGGAGAGGGGCUCAAUGCCACCUCGACUCACCAUGACGCCCUGCAGCAGGCAUCAAAACAAGAUGAAGGCACAACGAUGGCUGCGACGGGGCACACAUCUGGUGCAUACCGGUACAUAUCUCUGCCUGGAUAAUCCGCUCAAGAAUCAAUUGGUGCUGAGCCCUUGCCGCUCCCUCGCAGCAUCGCAGUCGUUUCAAUUUGCAUUGGAAAUGGAGAAGCAAACAUAAACUUGGCUAAUGAUACCGAGA
Molecule: messenger RNA, 1794 nt
Organism: Drosophila persimilis
Lineage: Eukaryota; Metazoa; Arthropoda; Insecta; Diptera; Drosophilidae
Product: putative polypeptide N-acetylgalactosaminyltransferase 13
Exons: 7
Coding region: 61-1773 (570 amino acids)
Cellular component (GO): Golgi apparatus
Source: RefSeq, a predicted model, not a curated record